GUCCCGUGCGCCUGAGUCAGGGGCGGCUGGGCGGCCGCUGCUUGGAUCGGCGGCGAUGGCGCUGGAGACCCUGUCUCCGGACUGGGAGUUCGACCGCCUCGACGACGGCUCGCAGAAAAUUCAUGCUGAAGUGCAGUUGAAGAGCUAUGGAAAAUUUCUUGAGGAAUAUACAUCUCAGCUGAAAAGAAUUGAAGAUGCUUUGGAUGACUCUGUUGGAGAUGUUUGGGACUUCAGUCUUGAUCCCAUUGCUUUAAAGCUUUUGCCAUAUGAACAGUCCUCCCUACUGGAGCUCAUAAAGACAGAAAACAAGGUUCUAAACAAAGUUAUUACAGUGUAUGCUGCUCUUUGCUGUGAAAUCAAGAAGUUAAAAUAUGAGGCAGAAACUAAAUUUUAUAAUGGCCUCCUGUUUUAUGGAGAAGGAGCCACAGAUUCCAGCAUGGUGGAGGGAGAUUGCCAAAUACAGAUGGGAAGAUUUGUUUCUUUCUUGCAGGAGCUGUCUUGCUUUGUUACCCGAUGUUAUGAAGUGGUGGUGAAUGUAGUGCAUCAGCUGGCUGUUCUGUAUACCAGCAACAAGAAUGCACCUAAAAUUAUAGAGACAUCUGGAGUUCAUUUUCAGGCAAUGUAUGAGCAUCUAGGAGAGUUGCUCACAAUCUUGAUAACUCUGGAUGAAAUAAUUGACAAUCAUGCCACACUGAAAGAUCACUGGACCAUGUAUAAGAGGCUGCUAAAAUCUGUCCAUCACAACCCUUCUAAGUUUGGGAUUCAAGAAGAUAAGUUAAAGCCAUUUGAAAAACUGCUGUUAAAACUGGAAUGCCAGUUACUUGAUGGAAUGAUAUUUCAGGCCUGUAUAGAGCAACAAUUUGAUUCUUUAAAUGGUGGAGUGUCUGUGUCAAAGAACAGCACAUUUGCUGAAGAAUUUGCUCAUAUUCUUCGUACAUCUUUCUCAAAUGUCGAAGCCAAACUUGGUGAACCUUCAGAAAUUGACCAGAGAGAUAAAUAUGUGGGCAUCUGUGGCCUGUUUGUAUUGCAUUUUCAGAUUUUUCGGACUGUAGACAAGAAAUUUUAUAAGUCAUUGUUGGAUGUCUGUAAGAAGGUACCAGCCAUUACAUUAACAGCUAACAUUAUCUGGUUUGCUGACAAUUUUCUGAUUCAGAAGAUUCCAGCUGCUGCCAAACUACUGGACAAGAAAAGUAUUCAUACAGUUAAAACACAAAGGGAGAACUUUCUACAGCAGAGGGCACAGUCACUUACCAAAGAUCUGCAGUCAUAUUAUGUUUUUGUGAGCUCGUGGAUGACAAAAAUGGAAUCUAUCUUGUCCAAGGAGCAGCGCACAACAAAGUUUUCUGAAGAUCUUUCUAACCGCUGCAAUGUCUUCAUCCAGGGUUUUCUUUAUGCAUACAGUCUUAGCAACAUCAUUAAAACAACAAUGAAUCUUUACAUGUCAAUGCAAAAACCUAUGACCAAAACCUCAGUAAAAGCCUUGUGCAGACUUGUGGAGCUUCUGAAGGCAAUAGAAUAUAUGUUUUACCGAAGAAGCAUGGUUGUGGCAGACUCUGUGACGCACAUCACUCAGCAUCUGCAGUAUCAGGCUCUUCUCUCUAUCUCUGUGGCCAAGAAAAGGGUGAUUUCUGAUAGAAAGUACAGUGAGCAGCGCCUGGAUGUCCUCUCUGCUUUGGUGUUGGCUGAGAACACCCUCAAUGGGCCAAGCACAAAACAGAGGCGACUGAUUGUUUCCCUUGCACUGAAUGUGGGAACACAGAUGAAAACAUUUAAAGAUGAAGAACUUAUUCCCCUUCAGUUAGUUCUGAAAAAACUGGACUUGAUCAGUGAACUUACAGAGAGAGUUCGAGCACAAUGUGACUGUUGUUUCUUAUACUGGCAUCGAGCUGUCUUUCCAAUCUAUUUAGAUGAUGUCUAUGAAAAUGCAGUGGAUUCUGCUAGACUACAUUAUAUGUUUAGUGCACUACGGGACUGUGAACCUGCUAUGAUGUAUGCAAGACACUUGGAAUCUUAUGAGGUGCUUCUGGAAUGCUAUGACAAAGAAAUCAUGGAAGUGCUCAAUGAGCACUUGCUGGACAAAUUGUGUAAAGAAAUAGAAAAGGACCUGCGCUUAUCAGUUCACACUCACCUGAAGCUAGAUGACAGAAAUCCCUUCAGAGCUGGCAUGAAGGACCUGGCUCACUUCUUCUUUCUGAACCCAAUACGCUUUUUCAAUCGGUUCAUUGACAUAAAAGCUUAUGUAACUCAUUAUUUGGACAAGACCUUCUACAACUUAACAACUGUAGCACUUCACGACUGGGCCACCUACAGUGAGAUGAGAAAUUUGGCAACCCAGCGCUAUGGUUUAAGUAUGACUGAGGCUCACCUUCCCAGCCAGACUCUGGAGCAGGGUCUGGAUGUUUUGGAAAUCAUGAGAAAUAUUCAUGUUUUUGUAUCCCGCUACCUCUACAAUCUGAAUAAUCAGAUCUUCAUUGAAAAAACAAGUAAUAACAAACACUUGAACACCAUCAAUAUCCGACACAUCGCUAACUCAAUUCGAACUCACGGAACAGGAAUCAUGAACACAACAGUAAAUUUCACUUACCAGUUCUUGAGGAAAAAGUUUUACAUUUUUAGCCAGUUCAUGUAUGAUGAACAUAUCAAAUCCAGACUUAUCAAAGACAUCAGAUUCUUCAGAGAAGUCAAAGAUCAAAGUGAUCACAAGUAUCCCUUUGAAAGAGCAGAUAAAUUCAACCGUGGCAUCAGAAAACUUGGAAUAACUCCAGAUGGCCAGAGCUAUCUUGACCAGUUCAGACAACUCAUAAGUCAAAUUGGCAACGCUUUGGGUUAUGUACGAAUGAUAAGAUCUGGUGGACUUCACUGCUGCAGUAGUGCCAUUAGGUUUGUUCCUGACCUGGAAGAUAUUGUUAACUUUGAAGAGCUGGUGAAAGAAGAAGGUCUCUCAGAAGAAACACAAAAAGCAGCAAGGCAGCUGGACUCUGUGCUGAGUGACCUGACCCGGAACUUUGCAGAGGGAACAGAGUACUUCAAAAUGCUGGUGGAUGUGUUUGCCCCCGAGUUCCGCAGCACGAAGAACAUGCACUUGCGGAACUUCUACAUCAUUGUUCCCCCCCUGACCCUCAAUUUUGUGGAGCAUUCAAUCAGUUGCAAGGAGAAGUUGAAUAAGAAGAACAAAAGUGGAGCAGCUUUCACUGAUGAUGGGUUUGCCAUGGGUGUGGCUUACAUUCUGAAGCUUUUGGAUCAGUACCAGGAGUUUGAUUCUCUGCACUGGUUCCAGUCUGUUAGAGAGAAGUAUGUGAAGGAAAUAAGAGCAGUAGCUAAGCAACAGAACGUACAGUCCACUAAUCAAGAUGAAAAACUACUACAGACUAUGAACCUUACCCACAAGCGACUGGAAGUUUGUUUACAGGAAUUUGAACUCCUCUAUUUCUCGCUAAGUAGUGCAAGAAUUUUUUUCAGAGCAGAUAAAACUGCAGCAGAAGAAAGCCAGGAAAAGAAAGAAAAAGAAGAAGAAUCUGGUAAAGCAAGCAAUGGAGAUCUUUCCAACUCUGCACCUGCAGAGCCUGUUGUGAAAUGAUGUGGCUGGUAUGGGUGAAGAUUACUUACUCAAAUAACUCAUGUCCUUGUCUUCAUCAGUAACACUCUGUAGGGGCUAAAGCUCUAGAUUUGACUUACUUGCUCUGUUAAAUCCAAGAGAAGCAUACUAGCAUCCACUGGGGCUAGGUCUGUGUUUGUCUGUAUUUUCUGUAGAAACUCCUAUUUUUCAGGAGUUUGCAUUAUUUACAGCACUUUCUUUAGAUUGAAAAUAAUUUAAUAAAAUGUUGACCUUGGAGGUAUUUUAAAGUACCGAUGUGCAGAUAAAAAAAUCCUUAUUAAUUUCUAGAUGCAUUCUCGCAUCUCUAUCAUAGCAUUUUAAAAAAACCCAAACUCAUAGGCUGUUGGUCCAAGGUUUGAACUGGCAUCUUUUCAACCCAAAAAAACCCCUGAAUCCAGAUAUUGGCUGUAUCUAUUGUCCAAAAAAUAAUUGAGGCAUGUCAUUGUGCAGUCCUGUUGCAUUUAAUGCAGUCACAGAUUACACUGUGGGUGUAAUGGUAUGUUGUGAAUAUAUGUUAAAUCUGUUACACAAAAUGGAAAUGCUUAUUACUGUUUUAUUCCAAACUCCCUUGUUAUUACUAUAGACAGUAUUUGUACUGUGGGAACUUAGGAUCCCAUCAAACAUUUAUUUCCCCCUGUUUUUGCCCCCUUAUCAAAGAAUGGGGAAACAAGAAAAGUGAAUGUUAACAAAUUCUCAUUUCAUACCGAUUUGCAUCCACAGAAGUAAGGAAAUCCAGAGCCAAGACAGAACCACAAUCAGCUCUUUCUUUCACGACCAGGCACUGUGAUGAGUGUCUGUAACUAUUAAGUGAUCUCACAGUUCAUGAACAUGUUGUGCCUAAUUGCAAGUUUCAGCCUCAAUUCUGUAUUUCCUAGCCUUUGUAGGUCUGUUGUACUGGGUGUUGUUCAUAUAGUCUUACAUGCCUGAUUAUUAACAAUAAUUGCACUGCAGGCUCAGAAGCUGCUGAACACUGUGAGAGCUCUUAUUUAACAUCUGUCCAUGCCUGCAAGUAGAGGUUCUAGAUAGUGCAAGAAUUACUCAGAUUCCUAACUUAAGUAGCUAGAGUUAAAAGAAAACACCACCUUUAUUAAAAUAUACAGGUGUGUUUUAAUCUCCCAGAACAUUAACACCCUUCUAGUUCUUACCAACCAGAAUACUACUACUACUCC
Melozone crissalis (California towhee) is the source of this 4764-nucleotide messenger RNA. It is a transcript of the gene WASHC4, whose product is annotated as WASH complex subunit 4. The transcript is spliced from 33 exons. The coding region runs from base 56 to 3577 and encodes 1173 amino acids. Gene Ontology annotation, biological process: endosome organization; endosomal transport. The record is from RefSeq and is a predicted model, not a curated record. Lineage: Eukaryota; Metazoa; Chordata; Aves; Passeriformes; Passerellidae. Gene Ontology annotation, cellular component: endosome; WASH complex.